GCGGCGGGCGCGAUGGCGGCGAGGCGGCGCUGAGCGGGCCCGACAUGGCGGAGCUGGCGGCGGCCGAGGGGCCGCCCAGGGGCCGCACCCCCAGCCCGGGCCCGGCGCCGGGUCCCGGGGGGGUGCCGGGGCCGCCCAGCCCCCGCUCGGCCGCUCCGGGGGCUUCGGGCACGGCGCUGGGCACGGCCCCGGCCCCGGCUGCCUCCAAGUGGGUGCGGCUGAACGUGGGCGGCACGUACUUCGUGAGCACCCGGCAGACGCUGUGCAGGGAGCCCAAGUCCUUCCUGUGCCGCCUCUGCUGCCAGGACGGGCCCGAGCUGGGCUCCGACAAGGAUGAGACGGGUGCAUAUCUCAUCGACAGAGACCCCACCUAUUUUGGUCCAAUACUGAACUACCUCCGCCACGGGAAGCUUAUCAUAAACAAGGAGCUCGCAGAAGAAGGGGUCCUGGAAGAAGCCGAGUUUUACAACAUUGCAUCUCUCGUGCGACUGGUGAAGGAGCGGAUACGGGAUAACGAGAACAGAACCUCUCAAGGACCUGUGAAGCACGUGUACAGAGUCCUGCAGUGCCAAGAGGAGGAGCUCACACAGAUGGUGUCCACCAUGUCAGAUGGGUGGAAAUUCGAACAGCUCAUCAGCAUUGGAUCUUCCUAUAACUACGGAAACGAAGACCAGGCAGAAUUCCUCUGCGUCGUGUCCAGGGAACUCAACAAUUCCACCAACGGCAUCGUCAAAGAGCCCAGUGAGAAGGCAAAGAUUCUUCAGGAGCGAGGAUCCCGGAUGUAAUUCAAGUGUCUACUCCUCUAAAAACCCCAGAUGUCAAAAGGGCAAUCUAGCUGGGCAGAGCAUCUCUCCGCAGUGCAACCUUGCCCCUGUACAGUAACCAAGCCAACACAAAGCAAAGCCAAGCCUGUCCUGCCAACGGCGAGUAAUUCUGGUCAGAACCAAAGGCUUCCCUCCUACUCUGGAAACCAAGAAAAGAAGAGACUCUUCCAGUUGGAUAGUCCUUUCUACAAGUAUCUGUUUCAUUUUCUUGGCCAGCGCUGUAUUGAAUUUUUCCAACAAUGGCUGGGCUGGAUUCCCAGGUGGAGCCUUUGCAAAGGUUGCUCAGGUCCCCAGGCCCUUGUAGUCAGUCCCACCUUGCACAGGCUGCCGUGGGUGGGAAGAGCUGUUUGAGCUGUGCCAUUUCUUGCACCCAGGUCUACCACCACCAGAAUAGUGCAAGGGCCUUGCAAUGCUCCCCCCUCCUGAUCAGCCACUCCCCCCCAGAUCAGAACAGGGUUUUAAAAAGAGGAACAAAGCAACCACUUGUAAAAAGAAAAACUUUUUUCAUUCUUGCUUUCUAUUUGUUCCUUGUUCAAUUCCUAAGAGCUGAGUUUAGACACUGAGGGGAGGGAGUUGUGUGUACAUCCAACAUGGGUCAUGCUGUUACUGACAUUACGUACGGGCUCCUGGCGUUUUCCAAAGCCCAUUGCUUCUCGUGCAUAAACAAAAAGAGACCUGUGUUCACCCAGAAUGGUGGUAGAAUAAUAGUUCUGUCCUGUACGCUCCUCUGUUGAAGAGACUGGCAACAUCUUUUCCCCUUUGACCAUGACCAUAUCUUAGCCUGGUGCAAAGUCACAAGGUUAGGGACUUGUUGCUGCCAAGUUCAGCUUUGCCUUGUUUGUCUCCAGCAGCAUGAGCUCCACUGCCUUCCUUCUCACCAGAGUACUUAGGGCAGAAUUUCUUUUGUACUGUAGCAAGCAGGUAGGUUUGUUUUCGCCCACGAGAUUCUUUGCGGAGGAGAUCCCCUAUUUACACGCAAUGAUUUAUCUGCGGCCCCCUCGUGUACCCACCUUUAAGAGACCACCUCGAAUUACAGAGGGGCAUCACAGAGCUGGGGAGGGGUGGUGGUGGUGAAAAGUUGCCAAACUGUUGUAAUGUUUCUUGUCCAAAGUGAUGUAUCGACUCCUGUGACUUCUUUUUUUUUGGAAUGCCUUGGAUGGAUGUGCAAAAUGUUUGUUUGUGCCUCUUGAAUCUAAUGUUAGCCAAACUGCAGUCACUGCUUCCCCUCUGUUAACCUGUGCCAUCCCUAACCAAGGGCAUGUCCCUUCUUGUCUGGUAAAUGGAAUUUCUUAGGAAUUCACUGCUGCAUGUUUUACUCCUUUCAUCCCGGCUUUGUUCUUUGUAGCCUAAGUGUCCU
Messenger RNA from Oxyura jamaicensis (ruddy duck), 2181 nucleotides. RefSeq names its product potassium channel tetramerization domain containing 2 (gene KCTD2). Gene Ontology annotation, cellular component: Cul3-RING ubiquitin ligase complex; cytoplasm. The record is from RefSeq and is a predicted model, not a curated record. The coding region runs from base 45 to 785 and encodes 246 amino acids. Gene Ontology annotation, biological process: proteasome-mediated ubiquitin-dependent protein catabolic process; protein homooligomerization. Lineage: Eukaryota; Metazoa; Chordata; Aves; Anseriformes; Anatidae. The transcript has 6 exons. Gene Ontology annotation, molecular function: cullin family protein binding.